GUGCAUUCUUAUAAUGGACAUUAUGCACAUUGGACUCUAUUUGUUAAGUUGUUAUGAUUUCCUUAAGGACUUCCCACGAAAGUUAAGUGUAAAGACAAUACAGUGCUAUUUGCAAAGGUUGUAUAUAAUUUUGAGUUACAGCAUGUAUUUUAAGUUACUAAGCUGGAUACAUAAUAAAAUUUAUAUUAUGUCACAAAAAGAUGAAAUUUUUGUACAGGUUCUUUUAUAAAUCGGCAGUUACAGGUGAGUUUAUCUGUCUUAUGAGUUAAUUCUUUUUUUUGUUGAACACUGUCAUAUUUGUAUAUUUACUGCGAUGCCAGGUAAUCUGCAAUAUAUGUGAGGAGCUCGCGUCUCGCCGGCUGUCGGAGUGUUAUGAAGUCCAGCAGGCGCUGCCCUCGACCCGUGGAAGGCCCAUCGCCGGCUCGCAGUCAUCGAACGCAGACGUACGCUUCGCUGACCCAGAAACCCACCGUUUUAGAAUGACCUUCGCGCGAUGGCUGUGUUGGGUGCUCAUCGUACCCACAUGCCUCGCGAACCUGCACGACGGCGGCGCGGACAAAAACGCUAUAACAGAUUUGAACGACAACGCUACCGAGCGCCUUGAAGCCAUCAACGGCACCUCUAUAUUCAGACUGAUCAAGCCGGAUAAGGGCACGCAAUGGUUCCCGGAGCGGGAGCUCAAGCUGGACAGCUGUGUGUGGAGGGCCCCUUGCGAGCCCCUCAAUAGAAGCACCUGUCUAGGAGCCAAGCUGCCGUACGAUAGAACCAGUGUCCAUCUCACUUUCUACGAUAACCAAAUGAAAAUCCAAACCCAGCUAGAAUUCUACAGGGAACUGAUAAAUGUGCCAAAAUGCUGGGCCGUUAUACAGCCCUUGCUUUGUGCUAUAUUUAUGCCGAAGUGCGAGAGGAUUCUCGGACAAGACAUGGUGUAUCUGCCUUCGUACGAGAUGUGCAAGAUUACGUUGGAACCAUGCGCAAUAUUGUACAAUACUACUUACUUCCCCAACUUUCUCAAAUGCAACUCGACUAUGUUCCUGCCGAGGUGCGAGAAUGCUGCCAGAGAGAUGAAGUUCAACACCUCGGGGAAAUGUUUGGCGCCUCUUAUUCAUACAGACAAGCCUUUGCACUUUUAUGAAGGUAUAUCGGGGUGUGGCCUGCCGUGCCGCGACCCGCUGUACACAGAGGACGAGCACCAGCAGAUCCACCGGCUGGUGGCGUGGGGCGCCGGCGUGUGCCUCGCUCUCAACCUGCUGACUGUCGCCACGUUCCUCAUAGACUGGCGGAGCGCCAACAAGUACCCCGCGCUCGUCAUAUUCUACAUCAACGUGUGUUUCGCUGUUGCUUCUAUGGGGUGGUUGGUGCAGUUUGGCGUGGGAUCAAGAGACGACAUAGUGUGUUCAAAGGACGGGACCAGGCGGCAGGGCGAGCCCUCGGCUGAAGAGAACUUGUCUUGUGUAGUAGUGUUUGUACUGGUGUACUAUUUUAUGAUGGCAGCUUGUGUAUGGUUCGUUAUAUUCACCUACGCGUGGCAUAUGAGCUUCAGGGCAUUAGGUAAAAUCCAAGACCGCAUAGACAAGAAGGCAGCGUACUUCCACCUAGCGGCGUGGUCGCUCCCGCUGGUGCUGACGAUUGCGACGAUGGCUUUCGGCGAAGUAGACGGCAGCAGCGUCACAGGCAUCUGCUUCGUGGGCUACGUCAACCAUCCCAUCAGGGCGGCGCUGCUGCUCGCGCCACUCUCGCUCGUGCUGUUGCUCGGCGGGUACUUCCUAUUGCGAGGUGUAUUCUCCCUAAUCGCGGUGCGAGUGUCUAGCAAGGACGUGAUAUCGCCGCGGGCGGCCAACAAGAUACGGCAGACCAUCACGCGGUGCUCGCUCACCGCCGCGCUGGUGGCCGUCUUCAUAUGCGUCACCUUCGCCUGCCACGUCUACGAGUUCCGGAACGCCGACGCCUGGAAGGAGGCCUUCAAGAACAAUAUUAUUUGCCGGCUAGAAGCGCUGAAAGACUCGGGCAAGGAGUGCGCAGUGGGCGCGCGGCCGUCCGUGUCAGUGCUGCAGCUGCGGCUGCUGUGCUGCUUCGCGGCCGGCGCGCUCAUGGCCUCGUGGACCUGGACGCCCGCCGCCGCCGCCGCCUGGAGGCGCUACCUCGCCAGGAAGUGCGGCUGCUCGGUGGAGGCGGAGGUGCCGCGGCGCGCGCGCAAGCACGAGCUGAUCGCGCGCGCCUACCGCCGGCGCGGGGAGUUCGCGCGCCACGGCCGCCUGUCCAUCUCGCUGGGGGGGUCGCGGCAGGACCCCGUGGGGCUGUGCAUCGACCACACCUCGCCCAUCGACUAUCCCGACGACGCCAAGCCGGAGAGCGGUGAACUGUCCUCGUCGUGGGCAGCGACGUUGCCUCGCUUCGUGCGGCGGCGGGACGCGCUGGUGCUCCCUGCGCACACGCACCACUCGCUGAGCUCGACGCCCGACCGCCGCAACUCGCAGGACUCGCAGAUCAGCAUCAGUCUGCGGCACGUGUCCGUCGAGUCCCGCCGCAACUCGCUCGACAGCCAGCUCUCCGUCAAGAUCGCAGAGAUGAAAACGAAGGUCGGCCGCCGCCGCCCCAAGCACGGCAAGAGCAAGCGCAAGGCGCGAGCCGCCUCCACGCGCAAAGAGAGCACCCCCUCCAUAGAGAGCCAAAUAAGCCGCUACUGGCUGCAAGCCGUGGCCGCGAACAACGACCCAUCUCGAGAAGAAGUCAAGUUUAGCUUCGAUUGAUCCGAACCAUAUCGAUUUUUAUACCGCGAGAGAUUAACUUGCAUAUCGAAUGUUACGUGGUACUCCACCGCAAUGUAGACCCAGAUCGAUUAAUUUUUAUAUCAUUAGAAUGUAAGAAUGAAAGUUCAAACUAGAAUCGCACGAAGCCCAAAGGUGAUCUCUGACUGUGAAAUGUAACGUUAAGCUUGUUCGAGUGUUGCUGUUAGAUAAGUUUAAUCAGCGCAGCUUGUGAUUUAUCAUUGAUAUUACGAAAAUGAAGACUGAUCGGAAUCUCUUUUAGUACCUAGUGUUUAUGAAACCUUCCAGUGAAAGUCAAUAGUCUGGGAUUAUUUACAUAUUCCCGCCUGAUUGAAGUAUCCAUGACAUCCAAUGCAUUUGUGAUAUUAUAACCUCAACAUAAUUGACUUGUGCCAUAGUUAUUGAGUUAUGAGAGAAAUAAAGAAUCAGAUUAUGACUGAUAUUUUUAGUAUUUAAGCUAAGCAGUAGUUUUAUAUUGCAAUAAGACAAUCAUGAUUGUAGUUUGUAUGUAAUUAAGUGUCAACAUUAUGAAAUCCAAUGUUUUUAACCUCUGGAACUUUUAUAUUAUAUCUGAAUGUACAAAUUGUACAAGGUUGUGAAGGCAUUUUAAUCUUGUUGUGUAAUGUUGUGAGGCUAUAUUAUCGUGACGAGAUAUUUUUAAUAUUAAAAUGUUUGCCACCACUGUUGUGCUACAUUUGGCGAUUACGCUGUUGUUGAAAUUAUGAAAAUACUUAAAUUGCAGUUACGAGUGUAUCCGUUGCUCUAUAUAAUGUAUUUUACAUUUUGAAAGUCUGCUAGCUUUAAAUUUUGAUGUUGUCAUAAAUACUUGGGUAUUUCUUUACCUGUAAAAUGAAUCCGUAUUUUAACUAUUUUAUAGUGUGAUAAAAUAAAUAAUUUUAAAAUUGAAA
Pectinophora gossypiella (pink bollworm) is the source of this 3676-nucleotide messenger RNA. RefSeq names its product protein smoothened-like. Gene Ontology annotation, biological process: central nervous system development; commissural neuron axon guidance; positive regulation of smoothened signaling pathway. Gene Ontology annotation, cellular component: mRNA cleavage and polyadenylation specificity factor complex; cilium; dendrite. Gene Ontology annotation, molecular function: patched binding; transmembrane signaling receptor activity. Lineage: Eukaryota; Metazoa; Arthropoda; Insecta; Lepidoptera; Gelechiidae. The record is from RefSeq and is a predicted model, not a curated record. The transcript has 10 exons. The coding region runs from base 480 to 2750 and encodes 756 amino acids.